This is a messenger RNA of Schistosoma margrebowiei, 1128 nucleotides long. Lineage: Eukaryota; Metazoa; Platyhelminthes; Trematoda; Strigeidida; Schistosomatidae. The record is from the annotation of a GenBank genome assembly.
AUGACAACUGUUUCACCAAUGAAUAAUGAAACAAAUGAUUAUGAAGAAUUUUUAAAACAAUUCAAAUUAUUAAAUACUAUAUCAGCGGAAUUUCGUAAUGUAUGUACAAUACUUGGUACAGAAUUAGAUUGUUCAUUAGUAAGAAAUAAUCUUAUUAAUUUACAAAGAUAUAUGAUGUAUGAAUUACAAAAUACUCAAUAUCAAUUAAUUAAAUGUUGGCGUAAUGCUAAUAUUGGUUUAUCAACUAAUAUAACAAGUGAACAAUCUGAUCAAUUAUUUUCUGUAUUUACAACUUAUAUUGAAUAUCAUAUGAGAGCAUUAUUAAAAACACUUCAUUUAAUAACAUUAUUUCCUUCAAUAAAUUUACAAUUUAAUUCUAAUACUACUAAUAUAAAUAAAAAUGAUGAUCAAGUAGAAGAUAAAAAAUCUGAAAAUCAUGAAUUUAUCAAUCAUGAAAUUGUAAUACAAAAUGAUUCAUCAUGGAUAUUAGCAUCUAAUAAAUUAUUACAAACUAAUAUUAGUUCAUUAAUUAAUACUGGUUAUACUAAAUCAUUAGAAUUAGGAAUAGAUCAGAAUGAUAUUUCAUUGGUAUUAGCUGAUAAAACUAAUAUAGACAAUAAUGAUGAUGAUCAUGAUGAUGAUGAUGAUGAUGAUAAUGAUCAAAAUAAGACAGGGAAUUCAAAUCUCUCUGAAAUCGAUAUACUGAAAAAUGAAUAUUGUACUUUACAAGCUGCAUUACAUGAUAUUUCGUCAUUAGUUUGUGUUACACCAUGGAAUGUAUUGGCAUUUCCUGUUGAUAUAGAACAACGUUUAUCUUUACAAGAAUCAACAUCAACUAUACAUCCACGUAAAAGUCAAUUAAGUAAUCGUUUACAAAGUUUUAAUAAAAAAAAUACAUUAAGUAGUAUAAAUUCAUUAAAUUUAAGUACAACAUUUGGACAAAAUAAAAUACAUAUUUUACCUACUAUAAAUGAAUUACCAAUUCAUUAUAAAUUAUGUGAUAUAUUAAAAAAUUAUAUAAAAAAUAAAAGAAUUUUUGCAUUUCUAUUUAUUGGUACGUUUAUAAUUACAGUUUUAAUUAUUCUAUUAAUAAUAUUCAUUGUCAUAUAUCCUAAUCUAAAUAAAUAA